Xenopus tropicalis (tropical clawed frog) is the source of this 1981-nucleotide messenger RNA. RefSeq names its product lysosomal enzyme trafficking factor (gene lyset). NCBI's taxonomy places the organism in Eukaryota, Metazoa, Chordata, Amphibia, Anura, Pipidae. Gene Ontology annotation, cellular component: Golgi membrane. The record is from RefSeq and is a predicted model, not a curated record. The transcript has 2 exons. The coding region runs from base 453 to 941 and encodes 162 amino acids.
GCACACUAGUGGGAGGCAGGAUGGCAGGGCCCUGUGCCUUGGUUGGCAAUAAAGCGUGGCCUGGCAGUAAUGUACAGUUCUGUGUAUAUGAGUAGCACUACAAAAAUAAAAACAAAUAUAACAUUGCAUGCAUGGCAUUAUGCAAGUAAAAAUGCUUUAGGUUUGAUUAGCCUUGACUUGCAGCAAAUGUUAGGAAUGGCAGGGAGCAUUAACAAUAUUAGUUUAUUUGUUUUGAAGGAGAUGGUAAUAGCAGGACAUGUCCCCAUAGUUCUCUUCUGCUUUUCCUUCUACAUUAGCCAGUAUGUCAUAAGACAGAACGGAUCACAAGAUUUCUGUUACGAUAUGAACACAUCCUGUUUAGCUUGCCCUGGGUUAUUUGCUGUAGAAAGGAGAGGCGCUAAACCCACAUCUAUCUCUGUCACUCUGAAUCUCGGGCAAGAUUUUGUGCUCUAAUGUGGAGAGUGGAAUUUGUAGCUUGCCUGCGGCCGUCCUGCCAAUUCUGUACUGCAAUGUGCAGCAUCCUUAGUGCUGGCAGAGCAUGGAGAAUGAUGAAUUUUCGCCAGAGGAUGGGAUGGAUUGGCGUCAGCCUCUACCUCUUUGUGAGCGCUGCUGCCUUUUACUAUGUAUUUGAAAUAAAUGAGACUUAUAACAGGCUUGCCUUGGAACAUGUACAGCUGAAACCACAGGAGCCACACAGAGGGACCACAUGGACACACUCCUUAAAAGCACGUCUGCUCUCCUUACCUUUUUGGCUGUGGGCUGCUCUUUUCCUGAUUCCCUACUUUCAAGUAUUUCUAUUUCUAUACUCAUGUACAAGAGCUGAUCCCAAAACCGUUGGGUAUUGCAUCAUUCCUAUAUGCCUGGCAAUUAUCUGCAACCGUCACCAGUCGUUUGUCAAGGCAUCAAAUCAGAUAAGCAGACUUCAGCUAAUUGAUACAUAAACUGUAAAAUAAUUUCCUCAAAGGAAGAAUAAACCAACCAUGACAGGAAAUCGAGACAAUCUGCUUUCUUCUCUACCAUUUUGCUGCAAUAGAGGGCCUGUCUUGCUGCCUCUUGGGGAGACGUAAUAUCUAAGUAAAACCAAAGCCAAUUUGUUUUUUGUAACAAAUGGGAUGUUAAAUCUUACAUUUUAUUUCAUUCAGACUUUGUAUCAAAGGGCUACAAAGGUGUUCCCUUCAUUCAUAUAAUGUUAGUAAAGAAAAUAGCUGGGUUUCGCAAAUUUUAGACAUGGCAUUUAUGCAUUUGUCCUUGUCACUAAAGUUAGAGAGGAUCAGCUAGCGGGAAUAGAAGGAUUUGGUAAGAAUGAAGGGAAAUACAACUGUCACAAUAUUAUAUUCUGUAAGUAGGCAAAAUUAAAUCUGUUCUUAAAACGUUAACAGGAGCAUCAGGAGACCCAUGUUCAUUUUAGCAAUCAAUUGACUGCUAUUCUGUGUGAAUGGAUAGGUACAGGUGCUCCACUUUGCAGUAAAUGUGGUACAUAAUGUGAAUCAUAGAAAUGGUCUGGGGUGGGCACUGUCAUGUUUCUCUUUAAAUAGUCUACUUGGAAAUGUGUAAGUGCCAUUUGUGGGAUUACACAGCAUUUCCCUUUAAGUGAUUUUUAUUCAGAAAUUAAAGUCCAUGGGUUUGAUUCAGAGGUUUGGCACAUGAGAAAUUUUCAGUAGUACUAUUGCACUUGCCUUGUGUACAGUCCUAGUUCUGCACUCAUUCAGUACAAAAUAAAAACACAAUGCUACAUCUCUUUUGUGUGUUAAAAGAAGUAGGAGCUUACAGGAAAUUUUGAAAUAAUGUAUUUUAUAUUGUUUUCCUGCCUUGACAUUUUUUACUGAAAUUGGAUUAAUAUUUUGAGGAAUAAUGUUCACAUGGUCACAUUUUUAUGUGUGCGUAGGAAACAUUGGGUUUGGGCUUAUUGCAUACCUUGUAGAUGUAAUUUAUGGGAAGCAAUCAAUAAAAUAAACAGGAGGUUAACACUGAUUAAUGUGAA